Messenger RNA from Cajanus cajan (pigeon pea), 2076 nucleotides. Its product is annotated as aluminum-activated malate transporter 4. The record is from RefSeq and is a predicted model, not a curated record. Gene Ontology annotation, biological process: malate transport. NCBI's taxonomy places the organism in Eukaryota, Viridiplantae, Streptophyta, Magnoliopsida, Fabales, Fabaceae.
UCGUUGAAAGGUGGGUACCUCACACACAGAAUCACAGAGAAACUGGUGGAAAUAAAAACAAAAUCCAUCACGCACCGAAAAAAGUGUGCACUCUUCUCUUCUUCUCCUUCACUCUUCGCUAAAUCGCCGCAUAAACGACGCGUAACGCGGCGCCGGCUCCGUUUUCAUUUUCGACCAAACGAUGUCGUAACGCGGGAGGAGAACAGAGGGAUUCAGAAUCGGAGUAAUCGCGAUGGCGGCGAGAAGCGUUUCGCUGAGGCAAAUCUUCGCGGAGAGGAGCAAGGAGAGGCUCCUCUCGCGGAGGGACCUGCCGGAGCUGAGGCUGAACGGCGGCGGCGGCGGUGGCGGCUGCGGCGGAGAUGUUCCGCACGCGCUCUCGGAUCGUGUGGCGCGGGUGUGGCGCGGCGUGGGCGAGUUCUUCGGCGAGCUUAGCGACAUGGCGCGGUCGGAUCCGAGGAAAGUGGUGUUCGCGGCAAAGGCGGGGCUGUCGCUGGCGCUGGUUUCGCUGUUCAUUUACAUAAAGGAGGAGCAGCUGAGCAAGUACUCAAUCUGGGCCAUUCUUACGGUCGUUGUCGUUUUCGAAUUCAGCGUAGGGGCGACAUUGAACAAAGGGUUCAAUCGUUCAUUGGGAACGAUUUCUGCUGGGGGGCUUGCGCUGGGUAUUGCUGAGUUGGCCGUCCUAUCCGGGAAGUUCGAGGAACUCAUUAUCGUACUUUGUAUAUUUAUUGCAGGAUUUUGUGCAAGCUAUGUAAAGCUACUGCCUGCAAUGAAGACAUAUGAAUAUGGCUUUCGGGUGUUUUUGUUGACAUUUUGUAUUGUAUUGGUAUCUGGGAGAACUAGCAGAGAAUUUUUCUCCACAGCCUUUUACAGAUUAAUUCUGAUUGCAGUUGGUGCUGGCAUAUGUUUGUUUGUAAAUAUUUUCAUAUACCCCAUCUGGUCUGGGGAGGAUCUGCAUAAAUUGGUGGUGAAAAAUUUCAAUGGAGUUGCUGCAUCUUUAGAAGGCUGUGUUAAUGGGUACCUGCAAUGUGUUGCAUAUGAGAGGGUCCCUUCAAAAAUUCUUGUUUAUCAGGCGUCGGAUGAUCCACUUUACCGUGGUUAUAGAGCAGCAGUUCAAUCGUCUAGUCAAGAGGAUGCUUUGGUAGAUUUUGCAUUAUGGGAGCCACCUCAUGGUCCAUACAAGACAUUCAAUUAUCCUUGGAGAAACUAUGUUAAAGUCAGUGGAGCUUUGAGGCAUUGUGCUUUCAUGGUCAUGGCAAUGCAUGGAUGCAUACUUUCAGAAAUACAGGCACCCCCAGAAAAGAGGCUGGUUUUCAGUAAUGAACUUCAGAAAGUUGGAACUGAAGGAGCUAAAGUAUUGCGUCAACUUGGAAGCAAAGUGGAAAGGAUGGAAAAGCUAAGCAAUAUAGACAUUCUCUUGAACGUACAUGAUGCAGCUGAGCAAUUGCAGAUGAAGAUUGAUCAACAGUCAUUUCUUUUGGUCAAUUCAGAGAGCUGGCAGGUUGCAAAAAAGCCUAAAGAAAUCGAAAACCAUGACAAUUUGAUUGAUGUCAAAGACCAUGAAAACAAACACUCGCUGAUCUCUUCCCUCAGUGAAACAGGGGUUGAUUCAAGACUCAACAUAAACAUAGAGCAUUCAAUUCCCGAAUUGCACAUUUCACAAAGCAUGAUGUGCAAGAAAAUAUCAUGGCCACGUCUCUCAUUUUUAGGAGAUAACCUGUUACUUGAGCAAGAUUCCAAAGUAUAUGAAAGUGCCAGUUCUCUCUCUUUGGCAACAUUUGCUUCACUUUUAAUAGAGUUUGUUGCAAGGCUUCAAAAUCUUGUGGAUGAAUUCCAAGAUCUUAGUGAGAAGGCCAAUUUCAAAGACCCGUUUGACCAACCGGUGUUGAAGUAGCUACCAGUGACACUUUGGACCAGACUUCACAGGCGACUUUAUUUCAAAAUUGGAGGUAUCUAUAGUCUGUCUGACUAUAAUGUAUAAUUAUAUAGUUCAUCUAUGAUAUAUAAUAUAUUCGAGUAUGGAGAUACGAAUGGAAAUAUCAUUUUUAGUUCUAUAAAAAUCAAUUUGGUGGGGAGAAA